CAGAAUAUACCCCAGAGAAGUUUUGGUAUCGAUUAUGACUGUAACUGCUUUGUCAAGGAUGGGAGCCCUUUCCGUUACAUCUCAGGCAGCAUUCACUACUCGCGGAUUCCCCGCUAUUACUGGAAAGACCGCCUGGUGAAGAUGAAGAUGGCAGGGCUUGAUGCCAUUCAAAUGUAUGUGCCAUGGAACUAUCAUGAACCAAAACCGGGCGUUUAUGAUUUCUCUGGUGACAGAGAUCUAGAGUAUUUCCUGCAGCUUGCUCAUGAAACUGGCUUGUUGGUGAUCCUGAGAGCGGGACCUUACAUCUGUGCAGAAUGGGACAUGGGUGGUUUGCCUGCAUGGCUGCUGGAGAAGGAAUCUAUUGUUCUCAGGUCUUCUGAUUUAGAUUACCUGGCAGCUGUAGGUAAAUGGAUGAGUGUCCUUUUGCCAAAGAUGAGACGUCACCUCUAUCAAAAGGGAGGUCCAAUCAUCAUGGUGCAGGUAGAGAAUGAAUAUGGAAGCUACUUCGCUUGCGACUACGACUACCUGCGUUUCCUUCAGAAGCUCUUCCGCCAGUAUCUUGGAGAUGAGGUGGUGCUGUUCACAACUGAUGGUGCAAGCAAGGCGUUUUUGAGAUGUGGAGCCCUUCAGGGACUUUAUGCAACAGUGGACUUUGCCCCAGGUGUCAAUGUCACAGCAGCAUUCUUAACUCAAAGAGCCAGUGAACCUUCAGGCCCUUUGGUUAAUUCUGAAUUUUAUACUGGAUGGCUGGAUCACUGGGGGCACCGUCAUUCUGUUGUGCCCACACAAACAAUAGCUAAAACCCUUAAUGAAAUCCUGGCACGUGGUGCUAAUGUUAACCUGUACAUGUUUAUAGGUGGGACUAACUUUGGCUAUUGGAAUGGUGCUAACAUGCCCUAUAUGCCACAGCCCACUAGUUAUGACUACGAUGCUCCACUGAGCGAAGCAGGGGAUCUCACAGAAAAAUACUUUGCCUUGCGGGAAGUCAUUGGUAUGUAUAACCAGUUACCAGAAGGCCUUAUCCCUCCAACAACACCCAAAUUUGCUUAUGGGAAGAUUCGCUUGCAGAAGGUUGGUACUGUGGUGGAGGUUCUUAACAAACUCUCAUCUGCUGGACCAGUAAAAAGCACUUACCCGUUGACUUUUGUUCAACUAAAGCAGUAUUUUGGGUUUGUACUGUACAGAACUGUGCUUCCGAAAAAUUGUACAGAGCCAACACAACUUGCUUCACCUUUAAAUGGAGUCCACGAUCGUGCCUACGUCUCUGUGGAUGGGGUUCCUCAGGGUGUCCUUGAAAGGGGUGUAUCACUUACAAUAAAUAUCACUGGGAAGGCUGGAGCCAAUCUGGACAUCUUGGUAGAGAAUAUGGGCCGAGUGAACUUUGGUCGAUUCAAUAAUGACUUUAAGGGUCUAGUUUCAAAUUUAACUCUUGAUCAAGAUAUACUCGUUGAAUGGGAAAUCUAUCCUCUAGACGUAGAUGGAGCAGUGAACCAUGACAUCAAUGGCCAGUCUGAGCAACUACCGACAUCUCUUGGUAAUCCAUCAAGUUAUGAAGCACCCACAUUUUACACUGGUAAACUUUCAAUUCCUGGUGGGAUUCCAGAUUUGCCUCAAGAUACCUACGUCAAGUUUCCUGGCUGGACAAAGGGGCAGAUUUGGAUCAAUGGCUUUAAUCUCGGUCGCUACUGGCCUGCCCGUGGUCCUCAGUUAACCCUUUUUGUUCCAAGCAAUAUCCUUGUUUCCUCGGAGCCAAACAACAUAACGGUGUUGGAGCUGGAGCGGUCUCCCUGCAGCACGCGGGUGUGCGAGAUAGAGUUUGUAGAGACGCCUGUUCUCAACGCAACCACGCCGCGUGCCAGCGAUGCCCCGCUGCUCUUCGUGAGAGACGCGGGGCAGAACCAUCUAGAAUGAUGCGAGUAUUUCCUUGGUCUUUCCCCAACUGGGCUUCCCUUUUUUAAA
Tinamus guttatus (white-throated tinamou) is the source of this 1959-nucleotide messenger RNA. The record is from RefSeq and is a predicted model, not a curated record. NCBI's taxonomy places the organism in Eukaryota, Metazoa, Chordata, Aves, Tinamiformes, Tinamidae.